AUCAGUUUCAAUAUCUGGUGGAAUUCGUUUUGAUGGGUUUCAAUUUCAAUCAAUCCAUGAACUCUCAAUUGAAAGAUUAAAAUUUAAACAAUAAGAGAAAAAUAAUUUUUCGGGCAGAAGUGGGUCUUGAUUGAUAUUAAUGUUUUUCCACGUUUGUUGUUAACGGAGUGUUAGAGUGGAUCUCAUUCUUAUGUUCCAUGCCUUAUUGUGCAACAACGAUCAACAUGUUCAUUUUCCCCGAAGAUAAAUUGCCGGCUUAACUAUUACACAUACUUGCUUAGCCGUUGAACUUUCGUUACAUAAGCAUUGUACAUAUGUACCAAAGAAACCUUUAAAGAAAGAACGCUCAAAUACCACUAUUACCAGUCUCGGGUAAAACACUGAGAUUUCAGGUAAUUGAAAAUCGUCUGUAACAUAAUGCAUAGGGAUUCCCAAUCUCUAUCUUGGUUCGAAAUAUUGAUGACCUCCAUGGCAAGGAUGGGGCCGGUACCGGAUCAUGUCGCGAUCAUAAUGGACGGAAAUCGACGCUACGCGAGGAGGAAAGGAUUGAAGGUGCGGCAUGGUCAUGAGGCGGGGGCGGACAACUUGAUGAAUUUGGAUCGCUGGGGAAAGGCGGUGGGUUGCAAGGAGUUGACCGUGUACGCCUUCUCAUCCGAAAAUUUCAAGCGGUCGAAAGAAGAAGUUGACCACCUGAUGGAUUUGAUGGGAAGCCAGUGUGCUUGUUGGCUGCAAGAAAUAGAAAGUGGAGACAUAAAGGAUGUGUGCAUCCAAAUGAUGGGAAAGUGGGACAAUUUUCCGGCAGAAUUACGACACCGAAUGGCUAACGUGAUGCAGAAAACGAGACACUUUAAACCCUACAAGUUCAACAUUGCGGUUGGUUACACAGGUCGCGAAGGUAUUUUACGCAGCUUGGAUGCUCUGUCGAUGAACAAUGACGAACAAGGUGAAGAUCUCCAUCGUCUCAUGCCGUCCCAAUGGAACGAAUAUCUCGUCGAGCAAUCUCAACACUUGCUCGACAUGCGACCUGUCGACCUUCUUGUCCGAACAGGAGGAGAUUGUCGCUUAUCCGACUUUAUGAUGUGGGAGGCAUCCCAAGCCUGCAUACACUUUACUACCGUGACCUGGCCAGAGUUUAAUUUCAAGGAGUUUAUCCAUGCCAUGCUUGUUUAUCAAGUGCAUAGGAGGAAGGUGUCAAAACAGUCAUUGGCGAUUGGACAUCUUUCAAAGAUUGAGUUGGCAUCUGUACAACCCGUUUUAGAGAAAUCUCGGAACGAUCGAUGGGCAAGGAUUGAACGACUCGCCAAAAAGGAUACGUCAAUUGAAAAGAUUACGAAGAUAAUCACUCCGCCAAAUAAAUUGGCCCAAAUUUUGCAAAAUUUGACAAAAUUUUAACGUCUUGCUUUAAUUUAUUUAACAACAAAUUAUACAAACUCUGGGUUGCUAGCAUGUAACAUUAAUUGCACGAUAGGUAGGCCACAGGAACACACUUUCAGAAUAAAGAUUUCGAAUCUACAUAGAUAUGUAGAAAAACUGUCUACUUAGCUGAUAAGUAUUAUAAAUAGAAUAUACACAUACUUAUGCUCGUAUUUAUUGUUAUAUAAUUUACUCCAAACCUAAUAAAACCGGCUCUUGAGUGACUUAUGAAAACUAUCAUAGCGAGAACUAGGUGUUUCGACCAAUCAAAAAAUCUGAUCGGGAGCGUGACAUAAAUGAUAUAGGUAUGUUGUACAUAUGUACAUAAAUGAGGCAAGUUAAUAUUUGUGAGCCCUUUAAGGAAGUGUCGGAUUAAAUUGGCUUAUGGACAA
This is a messenger RNA of Folsomia candida, 1805 nucleotides long. RefSeq names its product isoprenyl transferase 1. The record is from RefSeq and is a predicted model, not a curated record. NCBI's taxonomy places the organism in Eukaryota, Metazoa, Arthropoda, Collembola, Entomobryomorpha, Isotomidae. Gene Ontology annotation, cellular component: endoplasmic reticulum. The transcript has 7 exons. Gene Ontology annotation, biological process: polyprenol biosynthetic process. Bases 418 to 1392 code for a protein of 324 amino acids.